UGAGAACAGAAUCAUAUCUAUGUUUAUUGUUGUGACUUUUAUUGAAGAACUUUUAGCAGUACAUACCCUUUUCAGCUGAUGAACGUCAGAUCGUAAGUAUUUUGAAAGGAAUAGAAGAAUACAGUUAAGAGGAAUUGUUAAAAGAGGACAUGGAUGGCCCUCAAGAUGGUGCGAACGUCUCUGACAGUUCAGAGGACAGUCAACGGAAGACUGCUAAGAUUGUGUCACAUAUGGCUUUAGCACACGAAUUGCUGAUGGAUGAUUCAUUCAAACUUCAGACGGAACUUCCUCAAAACUCACUUGAAAGACAAGUUAGGGAUGUUGUUCACAAGGCAUUUUGGGAUAAACUUCAGGAAGAACUUAAUCAGAAGCCCCCAGUCUUUAAUCAGGCAUUAUCCUUGUUACAAGAACUUAAGGAGAACAUUCUUUCAUUGCUUCUCCCAUAUCAAAAUUCACUCAAAACACACAUCAAUGAAAUGUUGGACCUGGAUCUUAUAAAGCAACAAGCUGAUCAUGGUAUUCUGGACAUCUCUAAACUCGCACAAUCUAUUGUUGGUUUCCUAAGCAAAAUGUGUGCGCCAGCAAGAGAUGAACAAGCCAAAAAGAUCCUAUUGAAUGAAGAUAUUGUGGACCUUUUCAGGGAAGUGUUUAGCUUGAUUGAUGCAAUGAAGGUUGAUAUGGCUAACUUUCAGCUACAGACCAUUAAACCUCAUCUUAUGCAGCAGUCAGUUGAGUAUGAAAGGAAAAAGUUUAAAGAUUAUCUUCAAUCCAAUCCAGGAGGUCUCAUGUCAACUAAAGUUUGGCUAAAACGAGCAGCAGAAGUAGCAACAGGAGUUGGCUUUAGGGCUGCUGCAGAAGUCUCUGCAGAAGCAGUUGACACCACAGACUUCAAACAGAAACUGCAAGAUGCUGAUCUAAUUGAUGUGUUGGUGCAUGGGUAUUUAGGAAUAAUCUUUGGAGAGGCAGGCUGGCCAUUUCCAGAGACCUUGAUUAUGGAUGAAUUCCGAUUGGCUGAGAUGAGGUGGAGUGUUCGGCGAACCACUCUGAUUGCAGCUGUGUUACUGGUGACCCUGAACACUAUAGGUCAGCAGUUAGCCUCAGAUGCGGCAUAUUUAGCCAACCUUAAGGAAGUGCUGUACAUUCUCUUGGAUGGAGUUCCUGAAGGUGACUUCCCUUCUGCUCUCCCUGGAGUGUAUGAACAGACUGUGCGUGAAACUGAAAAGCUGCUGCAAGAAAGAGGACUGAAUAAACUCACUUCCCAACAAAAGGACUUGCUGAAAGGACAAACAGAAGGAAUCACAUCUUCAGACCACACAGUGUUUAAUUUAAUUACCACACGUACGUACGACUUCAUGUUCAACAGCAUAAAGAGACGAUUUCUUCAAAAGGGAAGCAGAGAGAGCGGGCAAUCCACCCAACCGAGUACCCCUCAGGGUCUAACAAGUGUGAAUACGGAACUGUCCGAGAUUACCGGCAGGUUUUCUCGUGUAGUUGGACACAACUUGGCUGUCUUCGUGCCUUUUUAUGAGGACCUUCUCACUGAGAUAAAAGGCUCUUGACAGUGACUUUUGAUAAGCACGUGGCAUCUUUAGAUACACUUAAUUGGAAUAACUUUGUCUCAGUAGAAAGCAAAAGUGAAAAAAUUAAAAAAAUAAAUUAAAAAGGAAUUAUUUUAUAAAAUCCUAAUUAUUCCAGUUUAUCUUAUAUACCACAAUUGUAAAUUAUGCUUAAAAAAAUGAAAGGAGACGUUGGUAAAUGAAUUUAAAUCAACUCAACCUGUUGACGUGAAUUUUCUAAUUGCCUUUUUCAUGUUUGCUUUUUGCAUUUUUCUAGACAAAGUUAUUGUAAUUAAGGUGUAUAUUAAGAAUAGCUAUACCAGAGGACUGGAAUACGCUGUUGCCACUACUUCAAAACGGUUCUUUAGCGCUUUACUCGUAGCCUUUGUGUG
This is a messenger RNA of Pocillopora damicornis (cauliflower coral), 1948 nucleotides long. Its product is annotated as T-complex protein 11-like protein 1. Gene Ontology annotation, biological process: signal transduction. NCBI's taxonomy places the organism in Eukaryota, Metazoa, Cnidaria, Anthozoa, Scleractinia, Pocilloporidae. The record is from RefSeq and is a predicted model, not a curated record.